Messenger RNA from Lucilia cuprina (Australian sheep blowfly), 2801 nucleotides. It is a transcript of the gene gbb, whose product is annotated as protein 60A. Lineage: Eukaryota; Metazoa; Arthropoda; Insecta; Diptera; Calliphoridae. The transcript has 5 exons. The coding region runs from base 1378 to 2721 and encodes 447 amino acids. Gene Ontology annotation, molecular function: growth factor activity; cytokine activity. Gene Ontology annotation, cellular component: extracellular region. Gene Ontology annotation, biological process: BMP signaling pathway; SMAD protein signal transduction. The record is from RefSeq and is a predicted model, not a curated record.
AAUUUUAUGGUAUUGAAGUGUGUGAUUUAUAAAAAAAAUACUCGUUUAGAGUAUUUAGUUUAAAAAAAAACCAGUUUAUUGGAGUUGUUUUUUUGUUGUUGUUGUCAUCCAUAUUUCUUUUCAAACAUGUCAAAUUUGGCAUUUUUGCAGGCCUGGUUUAAAGUAUUGAAAUCAAGUGCUAAAAAUAAAACAAAAUAAGAUUCAUAAGUUAAUUAAUUUAAAUAAUUAAAACCAGCUGAACAAGGGGAAAAAGUGGAAAAAGAAAAUAUUUUUUUUAAAAAUAACAAUUAAAAGCAAUUAACACGCAUAUUCGCACGUUUUCAUAGUUACGAUUUUAGUGCGGGAUUUUAAAAUUGAUCGAGCAGUUUGAGUAUAUCAAAGGAAUUUGUUUAUAAAAACAUUAUUAUUAUUAAUAUUAUAUUGUUGUUAUUUGUUUUUUUUAUCACACCCUACAACUUAAACCUCCAUUUUACACCCGCCACCAGCAGAUUCCACAAUUUCAUACUGAUCGGCAACGACAACAAUAACAACAAAAAUACGAAAAAAAUAAACAAAAUUGUGUGGAAUAUACACAAUAACUAUAUACAAAAUCAAGAAGAAUAUAAUUUCUAGUUAAUUGCACAUUAAUAACGCGCACACACUUGAUAUCAAGUGGUAUUGUUUGGUAUUAUUACGACGAUUACGAUCACUACUCUUGUACUCACUCCGGAGAGUAUAAGGCAGAGAGUACAUUCAACAUUUUUGAAAAAACUACUGACCGGUGUAAGAAAAUUGAGAGCGAGAGAGAGAGAGAGAGAAAACCUCAAAUUUCCAGAGAAGUGUGGCAAGUGUGGCCACUACCACAACUACUGCUAACCAGCCGGCCUGUGAUCUGGUCAAAGUAUAUAUUGGAUUAUAAUCGCCACAUUCAAUAUGUAUUUUAUGUGAUUAGGAGCAUCUUUCAUCAGUGGAACGUGAGCAGCAUUUAAACAAAAAAAAAAAAUUUAUUGAAAACAAAAAUAAAUGAUCACUUUUUCCAGUGUAUUCUAAGUGAAACACUAAAUAGUUGAAAUUAUUUAAAUGUAAACAAACAUCAAUCCUCAAACUCAUCAAGCGCCAAUUUGAAAAGAAACCAAAAAAUAAGAAUCUCUCAACGUUAAUUAUUGCUGAUCAAGUAAUAAAAUCGUUUAAAAGAUUACCUUACAAAUAAAAUUCUUAAACAACUGCUCCUUAAGAAAAAGAAAACUCUCCUUCCCCAUUACAUAUCUCGUCCGCAUGUUUAUUUUUUUGUAAUUCAUGUAAUUAAAAAUUAAACAACCUAAACAAUCAAUUCGCAAUUAAAUCAACAGUACGUUAUAAAAGUAAACUUACUCUCACUCCAGCAAAUCAGCAAACAACAUGUCUUUCUAUAGCAAACUAACAGCACAAUUUCGUAUUGCUUUAACACCUUCCUUCGCCCGCUUGUUUUGUUUAAUUAUUCUAACAGUUUUACUCAGCUGUUUGGCGCCUUAUAAUCCGUCCAGUAUUUUGGUUAGUGCCAGUCAAUCGGGUAUUUAUGUUGAUAAUGGUCACGAUCAAACUAUAAUGCAUCGUACCUUAGAUGAGGAGGAAAAAGUGGCAGCUUCCUAUGAAAUAUUGGAGUUUUUGGGUUUACCCGAACGUCCGCGAAGGAAACAUAGUCAUUUGUCGUUAAGAAAAUCAGCACCGCAAUUUCUCCUGGAUGUUUAUCAUCGCCUUAAGGAAGAGGAAAAUAAUGAUGAACCGGCGCCCUUGGUGCGCUCAAAACGUGAUCUUCAGGAACAAGAAAACUUUAUAACUGAUCUCGAUAAGAAAGCCAUUGAUCAAAGUGAUAUUAUAAUGACAUUUUUAAAUAAAAACCACCAUGUCGAUGAGGUACGACAUGAACAUGGACGUCGUUUGUGGUUUGAUGUUAGUGAUGUACCCGACGAUAAUUACCUUAUGAUGGCCGAAUUGCGCAUGUAUCAAAAUCCCUCUCAGGGCAAAUGGGCAACAACUGGCAAGGAAUUUACCAUUACCGUAUAUUCUAUUGUUAAAACCAAUGGCCAUGAGAGAGAAUUGGAAGCUCUUUCCUCGAUCAAUACCACCGCUGACUAUCAGGGUUGGUUGGAAAUGAAUGUUACCGAGGGCUUAAGUGCUUGGCUUCAGGAUCCUAAAGAUAAUAGAGGCAUCUAUAUAGGAGCUCAUGCUGUUGCAAAACCCGAUAGAGAAGUAAAACUUGAUGAUAUUGGUUUGGUGCAUCCCAAGGGAGAUGAUGAAUAUCAACCCUUUAUGAUUGGCUUUUUCCGGGGUCCUGAGCUUAUUAAAACUGUUAAACGUCAUAGUCGGCAAAAGCGUAAUACACAUCCUCGUCGUCGCAAGAAGACCGAUAUUGUGAAUCCAUUAAUCGAUGGUCCCAGUGAGAGUGUUCGCAGCUGUCAAAUGCAGACACUGUAUAUUGAUUUUAAAGAUUUGGGUUGGCGUGAUUGGAUUAUCGCACCCGAAGGCUAUGGCGCCUACUAUUGUAGUGGUGAGUGUAAUUUCCCCCUUAAUGCUCAUAUGAAUGCUACCAAUCAUGCUAUAGUCCAGACACUGGUACAUCUAUUGGAACCGAAAAAAGUACCCAAACCAUGUUGUGCACCAACACGUUUGGGUGCAUUGCCCGUGCUCUAUCAUCUAAACGAAGAGAAUGUUAAUUUAAAGAAAUAUAAAAAUAUGAUUGUUAAAAGUUGUGGUUGCCAUUGAAACGAGAGUUUAUACGUUUAUGAAAUUUAAGAAAAAACAAAACUGAGAUUAAAUAAAAAUUCUAAUUUUAUAUGUAUGAA